Molecule: messenger RNA, 651 nt
Organism: Lindgomyces ingoldianus
Lineage: Eukaryota; Fungi; Ascomycota; Dothideomycetes; Pleosporales; Lindgomycetaceae
Exons: 4
Coding region: 1-651 (216 amino acids)
Source: RefSeq, a predicted model, not a curated record
AUGCAUGGCUAUGAGAUUAUCACAUGCUCGUCCAGACCUACCGGGGAGAACGAAAUACCACAGAAUGAAGAAAUAGAAGGCACAGAAAUCACGACAUUAAUGACGAUGAGACACCGAACUUUGUUCCUUUACAAUGUCUGUCAGUGCACCUUGUGCGGAAAAUGCUGGGACCGACAACUUGUUCAUAAGAAGAAACGGCUGGCACCCGGGAAGGUACCUCAUGAGAAAACGGAUUUACUGUUGGCAGGUUGCAUUGACAAGUUGCUCUCCACGACGCAUAAUGAUAGGAUUAUUCCUCUGCCACUCCAAGGAACUGACCAAGACGUGGAAGAUGGCCAGCCGUCAAUAUUAACAGUCUAUGGGAGAUACUCAGACGACGUUCAUUCAGGAUAUGGGAAACCAUCGAAGCAGCAGAAUAUUUUUGAGAAUUGUCCCUCGUUUCCUUUUGUUGGGCAAACUGGUGCCGGGAAUAGUACGAUUACUUCCGUUCUAGGAACUUUAGGUCAGGACCUCCCAACCUCUGAAGCCAUCCAUCUCUACGUCGAUCCCUUUACCAUACAAUCACGCCACUGCAUUCUCUAUGCUGAUUGUGAAGGCUUAGACGCUGACGAAGGAGAACCAUUAACAACGACGCCACGGAAAAAGCGUUAA